This is a messenger RNA of Aspergillus tanneri, 2883 nucleotides long. RefSeq lists its product as uncharacterized. Gene Ontology annotation, cellular component: membrane. The coding region runs from base 1 to 2883 and encodes 960 amino acids. Lineage: Eukaryota; Fungi; Ascomycota; Eurotiomycetes; Eurotiales; Aspergillaceae. The transcript has 10 exons. Gene Ontology annotation, molecular function: ATP hydrolysis activity; ABC-type oligopeptide transporter activity; ATP binding. Gene Ontology annotation, biological process: transmembrane transport. The record is from RefSeq and is a predicted model, not a curated record.
AUGUCUAAGCCAUUUGACCCAGAGACGGCGGAGAACUUGGAGGAUAUGGAGAAGCAGUUUGCGGUGAAGGCCGUGGAACAUUUGAUGACAUACUGGUCGAUUCUUGAGAAGGUUCGGGGCUCUCAGCUCCGGUUGACGAAGAUGGACGAUGAGAUCUACGAGAGCUUCAAGAAAGAGUUUCCCGACUUUGACCCGACAGAGACGAUAGAUGAGGAUGCAAUGAAGAGCAAGGAAGGAAAGGAGAAGUGGAGAAACUGGAUCAAUCAGUUUGAGGGCAAGAUCAAUGAUUUCAACUUCGGGACAAUGCUCCGAUCGAAUGCCAAGUUUGAAUAUGACCAAGAGACGACGAUUUUCGCAAUGCGAAUGCAGUUCUAUGCCAUUGAAAUUGCCAGUAUAAUUUCAUUUCUGUCUUCCAAGAUUGAGGCCCUUAUAGAGAAACAGCAAACAGAUCUAACAGCGGCAUCUAAGGUAGUCAGCAGUGCUAUCAAUGCAAUUGACACUGUGAAGUGUCUUAAUGGGCAGAAAUUUGAACACCAAAACUUCGUACGACAAAUUGAUAGAGCGGCGUCAGAGUAUCUCACAUUAGCACACCUUAAUGCUCUCCAGAUUGCAGCAAUACGAUUGAUGACGUUCGGCAUGUUUGUUCAGGGGUUCUGCUACGGGAGCUCUCUCGCAAUUUCUAAGGGACUCUCGGCUGGCGAUGUUUUGAGGACAUUCUGGGCAUGUCUGGCGGCAGCUCAGUCCAUAGAAUUGUCUUUGCCACAGGUUAUUGUAUUAGAGAAAGGGAAAGUCGCGGCUGUCGCUUUGAAGAAGGUUUUAGAGACGAAGGUGGAGGAUACAGAGGAAAUGAAAGGGACUUUGUAUCCACACUAUUGCGAAGGGGAUAUCGAAGUGAACAAUCUAAGUUUCUUUUAUCCAUUGCGCCCCGAUAGGCCCAGUUUGGAGUCAGCUAGCCUUUUCUUCCCCGCAGGAAACACAACAUUUGUUAUUGGGCAAAGUGGCUCCGGCAAAAGCACUCUUGGGCAGCUUCUUGCGCGAUUCUACCUGCCAACAUCCGGCGACAUUUUUGUUGGUGGCGUACCAAUACGGGCUUUGGACAUCAACUGGAUCAGAAACAACGUUACACUUGUUGAGCAACGGAGCGUCUUGUUCAACGAAUCCAUCUUUAUGAACAUCGCGCUUGGACGUCGAGACUACAACCAGAUCAAAAAAGCUGAUAUUCAAGAAUGCAUUGAUCUAUCAGCCCUACAAAACGUGACUGACAACAUGACGAAUGGUAUCAAUACCUGUGUUGGUUAUGGAGGAAACCUUUUAAGUGGUGGGGAGAGGCAAAGAGUGGCUAUUGCUAGAGCUAGGUUGCGCGAUACUCCCGUUUUAAUUUUGGACGAACCCACAAGUGCUCUGGAUAGCACGAAUUGUGUUGAGGUGAUUCGAUCGAUCCGAAAGUGGCGUGAGGGGAAGACAACUAUUAUCAUCACUCACGACCUCACACAGAUCCUGGACCAGGAUUUCGUCUAUAUUCUUGAACAAGGUUCGGUUGCCCAGGCUGGAUACAGAUAUGAGCUGAGAAAAAUCCCGGGAAACGAGAGGCUUUUCCCUCCGAAUAACCAAGACUCCACGCUUGUAAAAGCCUCCCGUCCUCAAGUGAAUAAGAUCUCCGGUAUUGCUUUGGGUGACGGAAUAGUCUCGUAUUCCAUGUGCUAUCUCUUGGAGCUCUGUGGUCAAGUCUGGGUUGAUGGUCUUCGGAAGAGAGCCUUUCAGCUUGUGCUUGAUCAACCGAAGACAUGGUUUGAAGAAGAAUGGCAUAGUCCUGCGCACAUAACGUCGUGUAUCGUACACGAUGGGGAGGAGAUGCGAAACAUUGUUAGCCGAUUUGCUGGGUUCGUUUUGGUUGCCAUCGCGAUCAGCCUGAUAGCGACCACAUGGAGCAUGGCUGUUUGCUGGAGGCUGACAGUGGUCGCGUUAGCCUGUGGGCCUAUUGUAUACGCGAUCACAAGAGGAUUCGAGGGCACUAGUGGGUUGUGGGAAAAGAGAUGCAAUGAGGCGAAUAGUAUCGCGUCAGAGGCAUUGUUCGAGACAUUCUCAGAGAUACGGACCGUGAGGUCCCUGACUCUUGAGUCGUUCUUUCAUAAGAAAUACUUGUUUGCAGCAUCAAAGUGCGUGACGGUUGGACUACGAAAGGCAGUUUACACUGGCUUUGUCUUUGGUUUGGUCGAGACAACUAUUAUAUUCGUCAGCGCCCUAAUCUUCUACUAUGGCGCCGUCUUGGUCGCUUCUGCCGGUGUCACAGUUAGCAGCAUCCUGACUGUGUUCUCAAUGCUUCUGUUUAGCAUUGGGUAUGCGAGCACAUCCCCCAAAUUAGCACUUCAAAAGAGGUGGGAGCAACCGACCCUAUUCUCGGGAACCAUUGAAGCCAAUAUCAGGUACGGGUUGGAAAGAGAGUCACCUCGUGGAGCACUGCGUAACGUACGUGCUGCAGCUGAAGCUGCCGGCAUCGAUGAUUUUGUUACAUCGCUUUCGAAGGGGUAUUUUACCGUCAUAGGGGAUGGGGGAAUCGGUCUGUCCGGAGGUCAGGCACAGCGAUUGGUCAUUGCACGGGCACUCAUUCGACAGCCACAGAUGCUCAUCCUUGACGAGGCCACAUCUAGUCUGGAUCCGACCAGCGCAAAGGUUAUCCGCCAAACAGUGCAGAAGUUGGUCUCAGCCCAGCUAGGGUUAACGGUGAUCAUCAUUACUCAUGCAAGGGAGAUGAUGGAGAUUGCAGAUAACAUCGUCGUUCUUGAUCAAGGCCGCGUCAUUGACGAGGGACCGUACGAUAGACUAGCAGCACGGCCAGGAGGACAUCUAAAGGCACUGAUAAAGGCUCAAGACAGAGUGAUAUGA